AGUUCGCACGGUUCGGCAAGCGGUGGCAGCUGGGAAGAUAAACCAGAUAUAAUCCCUAUACCUAGCAAAAAUCGAACUUAAUACCGUGUGCCGAUCGAGAAUUCUUGACGGGCGUGCGUGAGACAGUGUGUGUGCGUGUGUGUAUAAAGUGUGUGUCUGUAUGUGUGUACAACAAGCAUAUAUAAAUUCAAUCAUUUAAGAAGUGACUUUAAUGCUGUAAUUUCGCCUGAUUGAUGGCUGGACAUGACUUUGGGUCGCGUUUUCCGCGAUGUUUGCCACACGUUUCAUCCAGCCAGAAUCUAAAAUCCAGCGAUUUUCUCAAUCCUCCUGAGCAUCCUUGAAUUUGCCGCAUUCCGUAUCGAAGUGUAUUAGCAGAAUGCUGCAUUGCCGUUGUUGGGCAAUUUAUUGCCAUACCCGUAACUGAGAAUAUUUCGCUGAAGAAGAGCAAACACAAAACACCCAUCCAGCCCAACAAAAUCGUCGCACCACACCACGCCCUUUCGACCAGGUUCUAAUUAUCCUUUUUCCGAUGACAAAUGCAAUGCGGGCAAUUGCUGCACUAGCAGCAGGAGUGGUUUCAGUGGCCGCCGCCACAGUGGCCACCACUACCAUCGGUUCCAUCAGCAGCACCAGUCCCAAUACCAUCAGCACUACUAGUCGGAGUAGCGCCUCCACCACCAUCAGCGGGACCAGUGGCAGCAAUAGUAGCAGUGGAUUCUCCACAAAUUCCACGCUGCUGGACGCCGAUCACCUGCCGCUGCAGUUGACGACCGCCAAGGUGGACCUGGACAUUGAAAUCGACAUUCAACUGCUGACAAAUGGCUACGAUGGCACAACGUUGACAUCGUUCUACAAUGAGAGCAGCUGGACAAAUGCCUCUGAAAUGGAUACAAUAGUUGGUGAGGAACCGGAGCCGCUGUCACUUGUGUCAAUUGUAGUUGUUGGCAUCUUCCUAUCGGUGCUGAUAUUCCUUUCGGUGGCCGGCAACAUCCUGGUAUGUUUGGCCAUCUACACGGAGCGCAGUUUGCGCCGGAUUGGCAAUUUGUUCCUGGCCUCAUUAGCGAUUGCGGAUCUGUUUGUGGCCUCGCUGGUGAUGACCUUCGCCGGUGUCAACGAUUUGCUGGGAUAUUGGAUCUUUGGAGCGCAAUUUUGUGAUACUUGGGUGGCCUUUGAUGUCAUGUGCUCGACGGCGUCAAUUCUGAACCUGUGCGCCAUCUCGAUGGACCGCUACAUUCACAUCAAGGAUCCGCUCAGAUACGGCCGCUGGGUGACACGACGCGUGGCUGUCAUCACCAUCGCCGCCAUUUGGCUGUUGGCCGCUUUCGUCUCGUUUGUGCCCAUCUCGCUGGGCAUUCAUCGGCCCGACCAGCCGCUGAUUUUCGAGGACAAUGGCAAAAAGUACCCAACAUGCGCCCUGGACCUCACGCCCACCUACGCCGUCGUAUCCAGCUGUAUCAGUUUCUACUUCCCCUGUGUGGUCAUGAUUGGCAUCUACUGUCGAUUAUACUGCUAUGCUCAGAAGCACGUCAAGUCCAUCAAGGCGGUAACUCGUCCGGGUGAAGUGGCCGAGAAGCAGCGGUACAAGAGCAUCCGGCGCCCUAAGAACCAGCCCAAGAAGUUCAAGGUGCGCAACCUGCACACCCACAGUUCGCCAUAUCACGUCUCCGACCAUAAGGCGGCCGUCACGGUGGGCGUGAUUAUGGGCGUGUUCCUCAUCUGCUGGGUACCCUUUUUCUGCGUCAACAUCACGGCCGCCUUCUGCAAGACCUGCAUCGGUGGACAGACCUUCAAGAUCCUCACCUGGCUGGGCUACUCAAACUCGGCCUUCAAUCCGAUAAUUUACUCAAUCUUCAAUAAGGAAUUCCGUGACGCCUUCAAACGCAUCCUGACCAUGCGUAAUCCCUGGUGCUGUGCCCAGGAUGUGGGCAAUAUUCAUCCGCGGAACAGCGAUCGCUUCAUCACGGACUAUGCUGCCAAGAAUGUGGUAGUGAUGAAUUCGGGCCGUUCGAGUGCCGAACUGGAACAGGUGUCUGCGAUUUGACCAAAAGGAUGCUUGCAUCUCUCCGGAGGAGCCACAUGGCUACCCUGCGGCUGUGGAGGUCUGCGCGUGGACGAUGAUGACGAUGGAGCGCUGACCACGAGGUAUGUUCCAUGAGAUUCGGUCACAGCGGCAACGGCAACCAUUGUGGAGACCGUGGAGGCCGCGCAGAUGGAGACGGAGCUGCUCUAGGCCGACGAAAUGGGUUCCUAAAAACCAACUCGAUGUCUCAAAGCUUCAAACGUAAGCAAUCCCAGCCCUCUACCCUGAUCCAGUGGAUAUGGAAACCUGUAAGUAUUAUCAGCGCGUCCCAGAGACUAAGCAAUCAACUAUGCGUAUACUUAACCGCACUAGUAUCUAGCUGUAAAUCCUAUAAAAAUAUUUAAGACAAAAAAUAGAACAAAGAAUAGAAAAAACAAAAUCGAAACCCAACCCGAAACGUGAUUAGGUCUAAGAUCUUCAACCCGGCACCUAAGAGCUUCUAGUUAAGUUUCUGUUUGGAUAUUCAUGGCGGUUUGGCUCCAUGCAAAUGCGAUUAUUAUGGAGUGACACAUGUCACUUGCCACACUUCUCACUCACUCACUCACUCACCCAUAUAAACAUAAACAUACACGCACACAAACAAACCACUCACACGAUGGACAACAUAACAAGAACAACAAAAAACGCUGCAUACAUCGCGGCGCCCUCAUAUUGGAAGAGCUAUAUAUUUGAUUUAUUGAUGAGAAUUUAUGGCCAUUGAACGAACAGGGCUGCCAGCUGCACUCGUAAAUCAUGCAAAAUGAUUAUUGUUGUUAUUAUUAUUAAAGUCCCCAACACCCCACUCUCCAUUUAGAUACUAUAAAUGUUAUGUUUAGUUGGAGUGCCGCGAUGAUAGCAAGUUUUUACGACCAAACUUUGUAGACUGAUUUGAAUUUAUGAGUUGAAAUCUGUUCCACAAUGUUAAUUAAGCCAACUGUGAUUGACACCGGCACAACAAAAACAAUAGCAGCAGCAAGUCGAAAGGUUAACCCGAAAAGCCUUUUUGGGUACCGCAUUUCUGGGUAUUCUGAUUACCGGGUGAUUUAAUGAGCGGCACCUGCGAAAAUACAGCUAUCAGACGGCGGAAUAAUGAACAUGUUGCCCCUGGCACCGUUUUCAUCCUCAUUCCUGCGGCAAGCAUCUUGUCUUGUGGCCCAGAUCCCCGGAUUUCAGCCAGUAAGGGGAAAACAAAUGUAAACAGUUUGCUCUUCACGCCGCGAUGAAAAAUUAUGCCAGCACUGGGGGAAAAAUAUCAUAUUUAUUAUGUCAGACAUCAAGAUAAUAAAUCAAACAAUUAUCGAAGAAAAAAGGCCAUGUUGACAGGAC
This is a messenger RNA of Drosophila eugracilis, 3385 nucleotides long. It is a transcript of the gene Dop1R1, whose product is annotated as dopamine receptor 1. The record is from RefSeq and is a predicted model, not a curated record. Gene Ontology annotation, molecular function: G protein-coupled receptor activity. Gene Ontology annotation, biological process: adenylate cyclase-activating adrenergic receptor signaling pathway. NCBI's taxonomy places the organism in Eukaryota, Metazoa, Arthropoda, Insecta, Diptera, Drosophilidae. Gene Ontology annotation, cellular component: membrane.